This is a messenger RNA of Castor canadensis (American beaver), 399 nucleotides long. Lineage: Eukaryota; Metazoa; Chordata; Mammalia; Rodentia; Castoridae. The record is from RefSeq and is a predicted model, not a curated record.
AUGGUGGACCACCUCGAAGGAACAUGGAAGUCCAUUUCUUGUGAAAAUUUUGAAAAAUAUAUGAAGGAACUGGGAAUAGGAAAAGCCAGCAGGAAACUGGGCUGUUUGGCAAAACCCACUGUGACCAUAAGUUCAAAUGGAGAUGUGAUUACCAUCAAAACCAAAAGCCUCUUUAAAAAUAAUGAGAUCUCCUUUAAGCUGGGAGAAGAAUUUGAAGAAACCACUCCAGGUGGCCAUAAAACCAAGAGUAUGGUUACCUUAGAUAAUGACUCUUUGGUUCAAGUUCAAGAUUGGAAUGGCAAGGAAACCACCAUACGGAGAAAGCUGGUAGAUGGGCAAAUGGUAGUGGAAAGUUCGGUGAAAAAUGUUAUCUGCACACGGACCUAUGAGAGAUUAUAA